This is a messenger RNA of Fusarium poae, 603 nucleotides long. RefSeq lists its product as uncharacterized. The transcript has a single exon. NCBI's taxonomy places the organism in Eukaryota, Fungi, Ascomycota, Sordariomycetes, Hypocreales, Nectriaceae. The coding region runs from base 1 to 603 and encodes 200 amino acids. The record is from RefSeq and is a predicted model, not a curated record.
AUGGAGGAUAUCAUACAGCUCAAUCAGGAGUAUCAGAUACUUAUCUGCCGGCUCUGUCAAGCAGCUAUCCGUCCCGGCGCCGGCAUUGAGUCACACUUCCGAUAUGUUCAUCAAAUGAAGGGCCAAGUGCUCAAGGACAUCAAAGACUACUACGGCACGCUUGAGGUAGCUGACCCGAUGCUUACUGCAACACCCGAAGAUAACAGUCAGGCAAUUGAACAUCUUGCUAUCUCAGAGGGGUACAGCUGUCGCGCAUGCCGAUAUCGCACUAAAGCACGAGAUAAUGUUGUCCGUCAUUGGCGAGAGGCAGGGCAUGGAGCAGCAGAGGAGCGAUGGACUAACGUGCGGCUACAGACGUGGAUGGGAGGGAGAAAUCACGCGCGCUACUGGAUCGUUCGAGACGACAGCGACAGCAACGGCCCGUCCGAUACAGCUAAUGCAGCUGAUGCUACAAGUCGGAGUGCUAUGGAUGAGCUCAUUGCUGCAAGUCAGGCUCGAUUAGAAGAGGAAGAUGCCGUACGACUACGGAAGGGUGACUUGAAGGAAGAUAUGGACCGUGACUCGUCGUGGGUUAAAAGGCUAGGCUCAUACCUGGGCAUUUGA